ACCAGCUUUAAUUAUUUUUUUAAGUACUUUGAGCUGUGCAACAUUGGAAAAUAAUCAAAGAAAAAAUCUGUAUCUAUGCUGCUUUUGAAUGGAUCCUUUACUGAAGCGUGGGUUGACAGCUGUCCCAGAAAUCAGUGCCACAAUAAAUUAGGAUGACAUCGACUGCUGUUUUUCUUGGUCUUUCUUCAACUGUGUAUCAGCUCCCUGGGCAAAACGCAACAUAGGCAAUUAUAUGGAAUUAGCAAGAUGAAUAAAAAUAAACUGAUUCCUGAUUUCCUGGAAAUAGUUUCAAGGGGUAAUGUGGAACUCAUCUGUGACUAUAUUACCAAAGUCCAUUCCAUCCUUGGAAACCUUAACUUUCAGCAUCCAAAGACUGGGAAUACACCUCUCAUUACUGCAGCAGAAGAAAAUCUAGCAGAGGUUGUUGAAUUUCUUCUGGAAAAGGGAGCAGAUAUCACCCUUUGUAAUUACAGCAAUCAAACCGCAGUUCAUGUGGCUAAUUGCGAUGUGCAAAGACAACUCUUGGCCAUCAAUGGAAUCCAGGCUCCCCAAAUGCAACUUCUACAAAGUUCAUGGCAAGGCAAUCUUGAACAACUUCAACACUUGCUGGCAUCUGAAGAGUUCCUGGAUAUAAAUUUCCCAAACCAACAUGGCUUGACCCCUCUGAUGCUGGCUGUGAGGGAUGUGGAUCUGUUUGAGGGUCUUGAUAUGUCAACAGUCUACAGACCUGUGGAGGUUCUGUCUGAGCUCCUCAGGCAUCACGCAGAUCCUAAACUCUGUGAUUUUAGUGGAAAAUCAGCAAUACAUUAUGUGUCACAAAUACAAAGUUUUAGGAAACAGCAGUUAUUGGACAUUCUAAUGAAUUCUAUGCCAAAACCAGAAAGACAUGCUGAAUCAUUGCUUGACAUUUGUCAUGAUACAAACUCUUCUCCAACUGAUAUGAUGACAGUUACUACAAACCACAAUAUAAUCUUGCGAAGCAUCAGCAGCAGUGAGGAGUUUGACCAAGAUGAGGACUGCAGUCAUUCCAUAUUGGUUAGUGAAGGAGGAGAUCCAAGUGGUGAUGGACAAGAUUGGCAACCCAGGACAGAAGAUGUUGAGAUUAUUGUUACUUUUCCAAGAGAUGUCAGUUAUCCCCAAGAAAUGAGCCAAGAAGAUUUACAAGAAAACAAUCAGAUAACGCCAGUGCAUCAAGAAUGGGCACGAGGACAUGCCGUUUCUCUCCCAAAUGAAAUCGAGAUGAUGGACUUCCGGACAAAGACGCUGACCAUGGAGCCUUUACUUCUGAAGGAAGAGGAAAGUUCCAAGGAACUCUGUGAUGAGAAUGUGGGCAUUUUCUUACCAAGACCUUGCUUAGAACCAAACAUUUCCACAUCUGUAGCCAGAGAAGAUGUCCCUCACUUUCUGAAGGGGCAACAAAGAAAAUCUGAAGAGUUUUCUAUUUCUGAUAUGAAGUACAGUAACCGAAGAAUCGAGUUCCCUCUGCCACCAUUGUCACUUUUGUCCAUGAAACCUGGUCUUCAUACGAUCCCCCCAAAUUGCAAGGAUCUAAAAGAGAGAGAAAGAAAUAUUCUGAACUUCAUAUCCUUUGUACCUAAGCUCUCAGAGCCCGGAAGUCGAUCUGAGGAGUUUAGACCAUCACACAAGCACCAGGAAGCUCCGUUUAAGGUGUUUGUGGAUCAGACUCUCAUGUCCUCUGACAGCUCCAUUUGGUCCAGAAACAUGUGCUCGUUUUGGAAGGCUAGCCAUCAGAGACAACACAUGGAGAGGGAGGAGAACAGGAAAUCCAAGCAAACAGAAGGAAGCGACAACAUUUCAAUCUCUGACUUUGAAAAGGGACAAUCUUUGGGAUUCUUUGGAAAUUGUGAGGAGAGCAAUUUUCCUACAGAUCAGGAAGUGGAUCUUGACUGCAUUGGUCGUGAAAUUCGAAAAGCAGAAGAAGAGAAUUCUCAACAUGUUUCAUCAGGAAAGAAAGAGGGUUCAGUAGCCAGAAACUGUAAACAAGACUGUGAAGUUGGAUAUACCGUGCCAAUCAAGUUCCAAGAAGCCCAGCAUUCAGAAAUAAUUCUAAGGCAGGAUGAAGAGACUGGAAAUGAUCAGGCUGAUUCCAAAAGUUCUUCAGCACAGAAAGGUGAAGCAGUUGAGCCAAAUCAUAUUUUAGAAGAGUGUACUGUACUUAAAAGUUUGUCCAAUGGAGUCCCUGAUGGCUCCACUGAAGAGCUCCCACAAGGUCAGAGAGGCAUGGAGAGAAACAUAAAAAUAUCAGUAGCAAAGGCCACCAAACCAGAAAUGAAUGGAACGGUGCCUCUUAUCCACAUCACUUUCCCUGGACAUGGACCUCCCAAGGAACCGGCAAUAGCCAAACCGAGCCUCCAAAAAAGAAAGGGCACUCUUCAAAACAACAAUAGCUUCAACAUACUUGCACACCAAGAAAAUGACAGGCAGAAGAUGAAAACCCACAGAAAUAAGUUGGAGUCAAAGACCAAGACCAGUAACAGGACACCCCAGAAUUUCAUGAUUUCCACUGAAGUUUCCAUUAAGCCUACCAUGCAUAAAACCAGCAUAAAAACUCAAGUUUUCCCUGCUUUGGGGCUUGUUGACCCCAGACCCUGGCAGUCACCCAAGUUUCAAAGGAGAAUGCCACAGGUAGAAAAGAAGCAAUCAACUUACCGGGCUCUGAAACCUAAAAAGCAAUCUUUUCCUUGCAUUUGUAAGAAUCCAGGAAUGAAGAAGUCUCCUGUUCCUCUCUCCGCUAAACCAACAGAACCAAGACUAAAUUACCUAGAUCUUAAGUAUAGUGACAUGUUCAAAGAAAUCAAUUCAACUGCUAAUGGGCCUGGAAUCUAUGAAAUGUUUGGGACUCCUGUUUAUUGUCACAUGAGAGAGGCUGAACGUCAUGAGCACGAAUAUUACCGAGAGAUAUGCUCAGCUCCGUCUGGCAGAUGUGUUGCCCAUAAAUGUCGAUCUUCACGCAGUGAGAGAAGCAGCAAUAGCAGAACAAGAUUUUCUCAGAAAAGACCACACAUUAAACCUGCAAAGACUUCGCUUGGCAUUAAACAAAAGAGCAAAAGUUUAAUUUCUAAAGAAAAGAGUUACAAAGCCGUAGGUAGCAACUUACAAGACAUUGAAAAUGGUGAUGAUAUUUCAGAUCCAGAGUGGCAGAUAAAGUCUUCAGGAAAUGACUUUCUCUCUUCCAGUGAUGAAGGUCAGCCCAUGAACUUGGCUCUGCCUCACAAGCGGUCCACUGCACCGAAUGGAUUCCUUCCUGUUACAGAUUUGUCCACUGUUGAAGAAGUCUCUAUGGAAGAGUCUGCUGAUGAAGGAGACAUUUCUAACAAUCAAAUACUUGCCACGAGCCUCAGAGAUCUGCAUAAACUUGAAGAACUACAUCACCAGACCCCAUUUGUCCUUUCAGAAAAUAGCUGGGCAGUGCCCAGUGAGAAGGGUUCCAAUAAGCAUGUACUGCAAGAAAAGCAGAAUACAGCAUCUCUUGGUAAAAUAAAUGCCAACCAAAUUUUGACUAACAAUAUAGGGUUCGAAAGUGUUUUAGAUAAGUCUGAAACACUUACGAGUUUCUCUUUCCAAGAGAAACAACAGAGUGCAUCUUCCCAAGCAUAUCAACAUUGGGGACAUUCUUUGGAUCAUGAUAGUUUAGCUAAUGAGUCAAUUACAUAUCACACAUUUGGACAAACUUUAAAUGAUGCAAAUUCAAUUUCGCAAGAAAUUCUAGAUUCUGUGAAGAAUGAAGAAUUGACAGAUGAACUAUUAGGAUGCCUAGCUGCAGAACUAUUAGCUCUUGAUGAGAGAGAUAACACCUCUUGCCAAAUAAUGCCAGAUGAAACAGAUCCUGAAAACCUAAAUCUUGUCCUCAGUAGGAGAGGAAAAACCACGCCAGAAUUGGGCGGAGAGACAACAAAUGUUAAAAUACAGAGAUGUAGUAGUGGGUUCAGGAUAUUCAACAAGGAGGAGAAAUUUCUCAACUCAAAUGAAAAGAAGACAUUUUCUGAAAAUAGUUCUAAGUAUGAAGAAUGUAUCCUGUGGACAAAGGGCGAGAUCCUUGGGAAGGGAGCCUAUGGUACAGUAUAUUGUGGUCUUACUAGCCAAGGACAGCUAAUAGCUGUAAAACAGGUGGCUCUGGAUACUUCUGAUAAAUUAGCUACCGAAAAAGAAUACCGGAAACUGCACGAAGAAGUAGAUUUGCUCAAAGCACUGAAACAUGUCAACAUUGUGGCCUAUUUGGGGACAUGCUUGGAAGAGAACACUGUAAGCAUUUUCAUGGAGUUUGUCCCUGGUGGCUCAAUCUCUAGUAUUAUAAACCGUUUUGGGCCAUUGCCUGAGAUGGUGUUCUGUAAAUAUACAAGACAAAUUCUGCAAGGUGUUGCUUAUCUCCAUGAGAACUGUGUGGUGCAUCGAGAUAUCAAAGGAAAUAAUGUCAUGCUCAUGCCAACCGGAAUAAUAAAGCUAAUUGACUUUGGCUGUGCCAAGCGUUUGGCCUGGGCUGGUUUAAAUGGCACCCACAGUGACAUGCUUAAGUCCAUGCAUGGGACUCCAUAUUGGAUGGCCCCGGAAGUCAUCAAUGAGUCUGGCUAUGGAAGGAAGUCGGACAUCUGGAGCAUUGGCUGCACCGUGUUUGAGAUGGCCACAGGGAAGCCUCCACUGGCUUCAAUGGACAGGAUGGCAGCCAUGUUUUACAUUGGAGCACACCGAGGGCUGAUGCCUCCGUUACCAGAACACUUUUCGGAAAACGCAGUGGACUUUGUGCGUGUGUGCCUAACCAGGGACCAGCAUGAGCGACCUUCUGCCGCCCAGCUCCUGAAGCACUCCUUCUUGAUGAGAAGUCACUGAAUGUACAUCCACUUUUCUCUCCUUUAUAGGCACUCUGUGAUUGCUUCAUUGUGGGAAUGAUGGUUAAGGGACCUUAUUUUCCUACUAUUGAGUCAGCUCAACCCAAUUUAACCAGAUCCCGCACUGUCGCUAACUAAAAAGUUUGCUAUGUAUUAGCGUCCUCAAGCUUCAGGCAUGGUUACACAUGUAUAUGAGAACAUUUUCUUCAACAGUAACAACAAAAAACCUAUUCCAGUGUUUACACCUUUGGACUGUCCAGGAAUUACAGUCUCUAUUCCUUUGUAGGAUUCUACCUUUUAGUUUUGGUCUAUCAAUUUUAAUGUCAACUUAAAUUGUAAAAACAAAAGAAAAUUGUUUUGGCUUGGUGUAUACAGACAUUUAUUUCUUGGAAAGGAAACUAAAGGUGAGAAAUUAAAAACUAGAGAGAUGCUAGAUUCUGUUCACUUUGGCAGCAAUCUUAACUUUGCAGACUACAGGAGCCUCAAAGUUAACAGGAAGAGCUAAGGGCCUUGGCGUCUCAUUACCAGAGGGUCCCGAGUUCCCACCUACAGGAAGCUGUACUGUUCGAGGUGGCUUCGCACACCUCAGGCUGCUUUCCCUGUAACUGAUAGUAUGACUUGAAGACUUCACCUAUCUGCCGGGUGCAUUAGGUCAUGGCACAUCUAUAACUAGCUAAACCUAAGCUUGCUAGUAGGACAAAAGCUAGAUCUGAUCAAGGGGAGUGGGUCAGCAUACAAAUUUUUUCAGGGCUCAUUUCGCUGGAAUGAAGGACAUCCCCAGUGAGGUCACUUUUUUUUUAAGGAUUUAUUUAUUUGAGAGAAAGAGCAAUUGAGCAAGCAGGGGGAGGGGCAGAGGGAGAGAAAGAAUCCUCAAGCGGACUCCCGGCUGAGUGCAAAGCCCGACACCAGGAUCCUGAGAUCAUAACCUGAGCCUAAAUCGAGAGUCAGACGCCCAACCGACUGAGUCACCCAGGUACCCCCUGAGGUCACUCUUCACUUCUAGAACAUUGAUAAACCUCACCAGAAAAAGUGGACAAGUUGUCAGAAUUAUUACAAGGCCUUGUUUUAAGUUGGUGGAAGAAGCAUUGUUGAUUAAGGUUUCUACUGCUGUGAUUCCACUCAUCUACUAAAUUUCAUUGACACCUAUUGUUUUGAGCUAUUUCUAUAGAAUCUUUUUACUGGCUGCUAUCAUUUCAAAGUGGCACAAUUACAAACUAACUUCAGGUGUAUUCUAACACCAGUUGUCAGGCUUUGUCAAGAUCAAGCUGGUUCUUCAGAAGUUUUUGAGAAGCAACUGAAAUGCGGUCAAGCUGAGAUAAAAGAUUUUACUUUGGCCAACAUGUUUAGAUACGUCUUUCUGGGUAUACCUUGUCUGUAAUUUGUACAGUUUUCUCAUAUUUGAUAAUUUAAGACAUACGUCCCUCAUUUACCUGUAUAUCAGCAUAACCUGACAAAAUGAAGUAUUUUGUUAAAGUGGUUUUUAAAAAAUUUUAGUUGGGAUCUUAAGCAUUCUUUAAAUUCUGGAUGGUUUUAUCUGAUUUAGGAGCAAAUAGACUACAUAUGGGAAAGGCUAGGGAGCAAAGCAUAUUCUGUACAUGUGUAUCAUAGCAAUGGACACAUGAAGUUGGUGACAACCCUAACCCUCUUCAUAGAAUACUGAACACAACUUUGGAACAGAACCUUCAAAAUUUUGUUUUCAAUAGGUGACCCUUGGUCCUAAGAAUUUUCUGUUGUUUUGUCAUUCCUUGUGUUUAAGACAUAACAGGCUGGAAUUCUUUUAUUAUUGCCCAGAUGUUUGCUCCCUUUUUAACUUCCUUUGGGAGGAGGAGGGUCUGAGAGGAGAUAGGGAGUACAGUUAAGUGGUCACUGGAAGGACUAGUAUUUCCUGAACUCUUAAUAUAAAAAAGCACCUCAUUUAAUUCUGUUGUUUGGGUUGGAUAUCUCAUUUUGUUAAAGAAUGCUAGGGUUGAGAGCUAAGUGACUUUCUCAAGGCCAUCUACCGGUAGGUGGAAGUCAGGACAGUCACUCAGUCAUUUGUGUGACUUUACAGCCCACUGCCUCUCAGAUGUGUGGUUUACAAAUACAGUUACAUCGUUAAGUUUUACCCAAACAAAACCCCACUGUGAUGCUGAUUAACAAAUUCCACCAGUCCAGUUAAUGACUUUGGUUACUUUAAUGGUGUGAAAAGCUUCACCUUUUUCACUCAGCCACAGCCCUUUUCACCACUCACAAUGCUUGUUUUUAAUUAUAUUCCCAAGUACACUUCAUUAUGUACUGAAUCUUCCUGUCUACUCCACCAAAGGAAAUCUAACUCCCCAGAGUAGUUCCAACUCUACAGCACUUCCCUAACUUGAACCUACCUUAGUCCUUGCACAGGAGACAUUUCUCAGUGGCGGAGUGAGGAGAGCUGCCAGAGUGGAAAAGAGCAAGCUCUGGAGUAUGGGACUGGGGUAUACAGGACUCCAUCAUCCACUUCCUCCAGCACAACCGCUACAGCAGUCUGAGGCCUUCUACACUGGAUACAAACCACUUCAUCUGCUCAAUGAGCAGUCAAAAGACUCCAUCACCUACCAGGUCAUCUUUAUUCCUCAUCCGUGCUGCACUUGCAAGUAUUAAUUCAGCUUAAAGGUAUGUAAGGUAGAAACCUGCAUUUUAAAAAAGCUUCCCAGGAGAUUCUGUCAACAUUAAAGUACCCAAUGGAGGCAGUCUGUAUGUUCACUGGUGAUCACUACAAUUAACAGAGUGCACAACUGGAAUGGCAAACAAUUCUGAGGAAAAGCUCAAGUACUUUGUCCUACUGACAUCACUUCUCACACUUGUGCAAAACUAGGGCUGGAUUCAUCCGUAGAGUAAUUGCUCUUAUGGAUUAUAACUUGAAAGGCUAAAACAAAACUCAAACCUAAGACUGACCUGGGGUAUAUGCCCUGACACUUGUAAGGUCUAAAAGCUCUUAAUUUCAUGGCAAUAAAAGAAGAACCCUUUCAUCCGUGAGGCUCUUCACUGCUUUGGAGGGUGGUACUGGGGAGGGCGAAGAAGGCAGUUCAUACAGCAGAGCUCAAACAAAAACGUACAACUGUUUUCAUUAUAUUGAGAACAGCAGGGCAAAAAAAGAGGGAAGAAACAAUGGA
Molecule: messenger RNA, 7972 nt
Organism: Zalophus californianus (California sea lion)
Lineage: Eukaryota; Metazoa; Chordata; Mammalia; Carnivora; Otariidae
Gene: MAP3K19
Product: mitogen-activated protein kinase kinase kinase 19
Exons: 14
Coding region: 247-4845 (1532 amino acids)
Biological process (GO): protein phosphorylation
Molecular function (GO): protein kinase activity; ATP binding; protein binding
Source: RefSeq, a predicted model, not a curated record